Miniopterus natalensis is the source of this 3108-nucleotide messenger RNA. RefSeq names its product leucine rich repeat containing 49 (gene LRRC49). Gene Ontology annotation, molecular function: protein binding. The record is from RefSeq and is a predicted model, not a curated record. NCBI's taxonomy places the organism in Eukaryota, Metazoa, Chordata, Mammalia, Chiroptera, Miniopteridae.
CCGUCGACCCCGCGUCAGGCCCGUUUCCUUCCCCUACCUCGGGCCGCCGGAGGGGCCGAACUGGGGCCCCAAGCAGCGGAGUGCCGGGCUCUAGGAUAUCGUCCUCCUCCUCCCCGCAGUCCUCCGAGGAGAGCGAGUGGCCAGAGCGAUACUAAUUUCUCCGAGGGCGAGCUGAGGUUGGCUGUGAGGAAGCACAGACCGGAAAUCGUGGUUGUCAUAGCUACAGAGGUGUCCAGCCUCUUCCCCGCCCCCACAAGCAGUUGAUUUGGGAGAGGACCCGACCGGAAAUCGUUGUUUCCAUGGUAACCUCUGAGCGGGUUGCCUGGGACAUGACCCCGUUUUGGUCUCUCAGUCUCUACUGUAGCGUCAUUCCUAACGCAGAUCUAGCCGACUCUGGACUGUCUCCUGCCAUGAUUCCCGGGAAGUACCGCUCCGUUUCUGGCCGCGCAGCGAACAACGUGAACUGUGGGCUUCAUCUGGUUGUUCAAACCUCAUCUCUUCCUGAAAAAAACAAAGUUGAAUUCAGGCUAAGUAAAGAAACACCAUCAUUCCCUGGUCGACUCUUACAACAUGACCUUGAAAGAAACUACUCAAGUAGGCAAGGAGAUGGAAGAGUAAUAAGCCCUUCACCUCGUAAUAAAUCAUCAUGCAUCUCAUCCACAACAAACGUGACAGAACUGUGUGGGCUGGACAUGAAAACUACCAUGAGCUCCUUAUCAGCAUUUGGAGAUUCUUCCAUUCAGAUACCUUCCAAGUCCAGAAUCCGGCAGGGCUGUCAUAGUGCUGGCCCAAAUGUAUCUGGUGAUCAUAUUAAUUUGGUGAGUUCAUCAAUGCCAUCAUUUCCCAUCCUUCAACGUUCUUCUGAAGAGAAAAUUCUUUACUCAGACAGGCUGACCCUAGAAAGGCAAAAGCUGACUGUAUGUCCUGUUAUCGAUGGGGAAGAACACCUUCGUUUAUUGAACUUCCAACACAAUUUUAUAACUCGAAUCCAAAAUAUUUCUAAUCUACGGAGGCUAAUAUUCUUGGAUUUAUAUGAUAACCAUAUAGAAGAAAUUAGUGGGCUUUCUACUCUGAGAUCCCUCCGUGUCCUUCUGUUGGGGAAAAACAGAAUCAAGAAAAUCUCAAAUCUGGAGAAUCUAAAAAGUUUGGAUGUCUUGGACCUUCAUGGAAAUCAGAUUGCCAAAAUUGAAAAUGUCAAUCAUUUGUGUGAUUUGAGAGUUUUAAACCUUGCCAGGAACCUUUUAAGUCAUGUUGAUAAUCUUAAUGGGCUGGAUUCACUAACGGAACUUAACCUACGACACAAUCAAAUCACUUUUGUGAGAGAUGUGGAUAAUUUGCCCUGCCUCCAACGUCUGUUUCUCAGCUUCAACAAUAUAUCUAAUUUUGAGAGUGUUUGCUGCCUUGCUGACUCUACUUCUCUCUCAGACAUCACUUUUGAUGGCAAUCCCAUAGCUCAAGAGUCAUGGUACAAACACACGAUCCUUCAGAAUAUGAUGCAGCUGCGCCAGCUGGAUAUGAAGAGAGUCACGGAAGAAGAAAGGCGUAUGGCAUCUGUUGUAGCCAAAAAAGAGGAAGAAAAGAAGCGGGAAAGUCACAAACAAUCCUUGCUUAAGGAGAAGAAAAGGUUAACAAUUAACAACGUAGCACGACAGUGGGACUUGCAACAUCGAGUAACCAAUAUUGCUACAAAUCAAGAUAGAAAAGAUUCUGACUCUCCUUCUCAGGACCCCUGUCAGAUUGAUGGAAGUACCACCUCUUCAUUUCCAGAGGAAACAGGGUCUGUGGACACAGUACUCACCAAUGCUUUGCAAGGUUUAUCUGUCAUAGACACACACCUUGUUGAAGUGGAUGGGGACACGCUUUCCCUGUAUGGCUCAGGAGCACUGGAGUCUCUAGAUCGGAAUUGGAGCAUUCAAACAGCAGGAAUGGUGACAACAGUGUCCUUCACUUUCAUAGAAUUUGAUGAAAUUGUCCAAGUGCUUCCCAAAUUGAAGAUGAAGUUCCCUAACUCUCUGCACCUUAAAUUCAAGGAAACAAAUCUUGUAAUGCUGCAACAAUUUAAUGCAUUAGCACAACUCCAUCGCAUUGACCAGUUGACAAUUGAUCCUCAAGGAAAUCCAGUUGUCAAUUUUACACUCUGGAAAUACUAUGUACUGUUUAGGCUGAGCCAUUUUAAUAUGCAGAAAAUAAAUGGGACAGAGGUGACACAGAACGAUAUGAUCAUGGCUGAAAGGCUCUUUGGCAUCCUAGCUCAUGUAGCGUCUUCUGAGUUACCCCAGUACCGUGUGAUUUCAAUUCUGGGUGAUGUCAGGAAGAAGCAAUUCCGGUAUCUGCAAGAAACCAAGGGGAAAAAACCUGGUAUUGUCAAUGAAGAAAAUAAUGAUAGCAAAAGAUUUGUAGGAGAAAACACAAAUCGUGCUAUGCUGAAUUAUACCACAAGAGACUUUUAUAAUGAAAAGCUAGAGGAAACAAAGGAAAAAAAGAAAUUCUGCAAGAUUUAUAUAGAGGACCUUGUGAAGGAAGCCACGGAAAUCAACAUGAAGAAAGAGGCUUUGCAGAAGCUCUGGCCACAGAUGUUCAUCGAGCUUGUUAGGGACGCAGUCAUAGAAACUCGCAACAAAAAUUCCUAUAUGAAGCUUUGCCUACAGCAGAUAACUGACCAAAAAGAGAAAUGACUUAUAGUUGAUUUUAGCAGUUUUAUGUUCUUGAAGGUUGAAAACAUGUAGUUCAAACAAGUUAAGGCAACACCAACACUGUCCUACAAACUGGGACGCAUCGUCAUUAAUGCCUGCUCUCGUAGUUCAAGGUUAGGAAGGGAAGGAGUUGAGAGCAGGCAGGCCUGGUUUCCCAUGAUGACCAGACAACCUUAGGGAACUCAGCAGUAUUUAGAGCCAGCUUGGGCCUGGGGAUAGCACUGCACCUUUGUUCUUGCUUUGGCGCCCCGCUGUAGCCAAAAGCACAGUUUGCUCAGGGUUCAGCAUGAGUUGCUUCUACAGUCUUUCAACCGAUAAUUUCCAGUUAUUUGCCUUUUUAUUUUAUGUCAUGAUUUCAAAGCCAAAUAUAUGUUCUUUUGUAUAAGUUUAUUAUUAAACUUACUAAAUUAAUAAA